Messenger RNA from Lethenteron reissneri (Far Eastern brook lamprey), 2704 nucleotides. It is a transcript of the gene ZNRD2, whose product is annotated as zinc ribbon domain containing 2. Lineage: Eukaryota; Metazoa; Chordata; Hyperoartia; Petromyzontiformes; Petromyzontidae. The record is from RefSeq and is a predicted model, not a curated record.
CGCGAGCCUCCGUAAGCCCCCCACCUUCACCCCCACCCCACCCCGCGUCAUCCCGACAACGCUUGGUCGCUUCAUUUCAAACUCGCCAUUAGUUCCUCCGCGGCAAAGAUUCCACGGCUCGAGAUGGCGGUGAACUCCGCGGAGCAGGCCGAGGCGCCUUGGGAACCUCCGAGCGAGGCGGAGAUGAAGGUGAUGACUGCUCGACGCGAGCGGCAGGACAAAAUCAGCAAGAUCAUGGGCGAAUACCUCCUCAAGGGAUACAAGAUGCUGGGCGAAGGCUGCGAUGAGUGCGGGACGAUCCUGCUGCAGGACAGGCAGCGGAAGAACUACUGCGUUGCGUGCAUGGAGUUGGACUCGGACGUCGAUAAAGACAACCCAGCCCUGAACCCUCAGGCCGCGUUGUCCCAGGUGCGCGAGCGCCGCAUUAAGGUGGCGGCGGCGGCAGCGGCGGCAACGACAGAAAUGGAGGGGGACGCCGGCAUUGACGGCGCAGAGGAGCGCGGGGCCCGUCCCGCGGGGCCCCGCGCCGAACCGGCAGGGCUCGCCGUGCCGGACGUCCGCCCUGGCCUCUCGGCUGGGCAAGGGGGGGGUCCUGUGGGUGCCACAGCCCCCCUGACCACUCUCUCCAGCACCUUGUCGGGCCUCACAUCGUCAACCGGCCUGUCCCGCCCUGGUGGGCGUGACGGCUCCGGCGCCGGCAGCGGUGGCGCCGUGUCGCGGACUGUCGCCCGACGGGGCGUGGAGGAGGCCGAGGCGGUGCUCGUGUGCAAGAUGGCGUGGGCAUCGCGCGAGCUCCAGCACACCGCCUCGGUGGAGGGCAGCACCCAGCUGUGUGCCCUGCUCAAGGUCUGCGCCGACUCGCUCCUCGCCGUGCGUCGCCUCCUGUAGCCGUGACGCGCCAACGGCUAGGGGGUCGGUGAGGUGGGAGAGACAGGAGGUGAGGGGAGCCACGGAGAUGGUGGGGGAGCCGGGAGGGGAGGUCGAUGAGCGAUGGAGGGUGAGCGGUAGCGAUGGGAGAAGGGUGGAUUUGGUGUCGCGCGUGAAGUUGUGCCACGUGACGAGGUGCGUGUGUCACCGUGGAGCGUGGUGAGGUGCAGCGAUUGAGUGGAACGCAUCGUAAUGAAGGGAUGUGGAACGUAUUGGAAGUGCGUGAAAAGGAUGGAACACGUUGAGGUAGGCGAAGGAUGUUUAACGUCCCGAGGUGGAUUUAGGAGAUGAAACGUGUUUAGGCAGAGGAAUUGGCUGGAACGUAUUGAGGUGGAACAUGUUGAGUUGAGCUGGAGGGAUGUAUGGAGGAGGGUCUAACAGUUGACACUGGUGGAGCAUGCAAGGUGGGGCGAGGUUUCGCGUGGGAGAGCUGCACGUUUUUCACGCACGCAAUCGCCCCGGUCGCCCGCUAUUAAGCAACAGCAGCGCGAGUUAUAAAACAACACGGUGCGGGGAGACCGCGGGCGAGAGCACAAGGCGCGUGUAACUCACUACUAACACCGUCACAUCCCCCGUACACCCGUGUCGUGACGUAUUGAUGUUGAUUACGAAGUUGUUGUGGGGGGCAGGGGAAAUGCAGUCUUUGUGGACACUACAUUGCCUGCUGGUGGGAAUAGUUUGUCAAUUUUGUGAGACCGGGGUAUGUGACCUCACACCACUGUCCCGAGUUACCUGUGCCCACGCCUCCAUUUUGGGAAAAGCAUUCUUGCAUUCUGCUUUCGCCAAACAAUGAUGGGUCAUACAGAGCGAAGUAAAAUUAUAAUAGUAUAAUAUAAAGAGAUGGAAAUAUGAAUUACAAAAAAGUCCUGGCGCUUUUGUUAAAAUCACCGCAACUCAUAAAAAUACUGCCAGAGCCAAUUAUAUUUGUGUUUGGCGCUCACAGGGCAUGGCAAUUGGUGGGUUAGUUUGCGUGUGUUUAUUAGCACAAUCAUUAUUGGCUGGUACACUAUUUUUCAGAGCGGCAGACUUCUAUUAGAGUUGGCAUUCAUUUCAAUUGGGAUAAGUGAGGGAUUUUCAGUUUUGUGUGGUGACCGGCGCUAAAUAUUAUCCAAGUCCAGAUUGGUGACCCACACAGUAUAUCAACAUUCGUCACCGCAUCCAGCAUACCUCUCACUAUUAUGGGCUGUGGCUGCUAUGAGCCACGUGCCGCCGACCCCAGUCUACCAGCCACCUGGGCAAUGUUUGUCGUGACUGACCACUCUCUUAGCUUGAGACCUGUUGGCAGGAGUGGUGAAUAAUGGGGACGGUGCCGAGUGGUGGCCACUAGACUAUACCCAGGGACUCCAGCCAAUUGGGGCGUGCAACGCUGUAUACUCUACCGCAGGCGACGUGGUGAGCGCUCCUGCGUAGGUUUUCGCGGUCGUGCCGUGUAGCUCUCCGAUGUGUUUUAGUGUUCGUGGAGCGAGACCAAUUCCGUUUCCGGGAGGAGCUCCCAGCACGCGGAGCAAAGAGUUGGACAUCGUUGCCGAGACAACACGCGGUACAACCCGACAGCACAUUAGAGAGUGAUGGUCACUUCGUUAAUGUGAGUGACCUCUGGAUAGCUUACUGAAGCGUUUUUUUUAUUCCUUGCCCCCCCCCCCACCCCCAAAGUCAUUUGUUUAAAUGUGCAUUAAACUUAACAUGUCUGAAGGCUUUUCCCACACACACUGUUGAAUGUUGGCGAUGCAUUUGAGCAUAUUAACGUGAAAUGAAUAAAAACUACGUAAGUUACUUC